Molecule: messenger RNA, 2496 nt
Organism: Neospora caninum
Lineage: Eukaryota; Apicomplexa; Conoidasida; Eucoccidiorida; Sarcocystidae
Exons: 1
Coding region: 1-2496 (831 amino acids)
Source: RefSeq, a predicted model, not a curated record
AUGGCGGCUUUCGGUGACAGGGGCGAGCGGACAGGAGCUGUCUCCUCGCUCCGCUCCGCCUUUUCGUCCUUCCCAGGUGCAGGCGAUACUUGCGAAGGCGACGAGGAGAGACGCAGCUGGACCAGAGGACGCGACGAAAGAGACGCCGCGUGCGGAGCCUCGCGCUCCCAGACUCUCUGCGGACGCGGCGACGCCGCCGGGUGUGAAGCAGGGAGAUUCCGCGACGCCGGGGCGAUUGCAAGUUCCUCCAUUCUGAAGAAGGCAGACCUGCCAGCCUCUCCGGGGCGAAGCUCUGCUGAAUCGGCCGGCGACGCUGUCGCGGGACUGACUCGCCGCGUCAGUUGGUACGACGACUGCAUCGACGAGCCUCUCGCUUCCCAGUGUCUCUCUCCGAAGCAUCGGCGCGUGGGGGCGUCUCUCUCCGUGCUCACAAAGAGCCCCAUCCCCGCUCGCCCUCUCCCAAAAGACUUCCACGUCCCCCUCGCAGUCUCCUCGCCUGCCUUCUCCGGCCCCUCCUCGGUGUACCCCGCGACGUAUCCGGUUUCCGCCGCCUCCCCCGCCAUCCCUGCUGCGUUCUCCACCAUUGCCUCGGUGUAUCCUUCCGCUCCGGUGUAUCCUUCCGCGUCGUACUCGUCUCUCUAUGCAGCGCCAGGGCCCUUUUCCGCGGGGCCUUCUUCGCGAAAGGCGCGUCGCGAGGGCGGCGGCCGCCGCAGGAUGGGGAAGAACAAGCAGCGUCGCUGGGUGUCGCACCAACUCUUGGUCGCGGCGCUGCGGCGAUGCAUGUACGAGAGCGGCGAAGACGUGACUGACACGGACGCCGGCGCGCCGGGCGCAGACGCACCUCGCCCCACGUGCUGGCAGCGCCUGCAGAGGAACGCAGCAGCCUACGAAGCCUUCCGAAAAGGCAAAGAAGACGCUCUCCUCGGGGCGCCACAGCCAGGCAGGAAGACAGCGCGUGGGCCGACCGUCCUCUCAGAUGCAGGCGAGGAGUCGGGGGGGGAGACGGCCGGGAAGAACGGCGAGAAGGAGCGCGGAGGCGAGCAAGCGCGCGAAGACGAGCGGCUGCUGAUGCGUCUAGCGAGGAAGGCGGAGCAAGACCGCCGCCGGAGACAGCAGAAACUCCGCCAGAAUCGCCACCAGCAGCGGCAACUCCUCACGCUGAUUCGGGAACAGAAGCUCGGGGGCGAGGACGGCGAGACGGAGGGCGAGCGAGGUCCUCGGGCGGAGGCCGGUACGGUUGGAGGGGCGCCUGAGGAAGACACGUCUCUCCUUUCUUCCUUGGAGGAGCAGCAGGCGCUGCUGCGGUAUUUACGCAGACAAGAGGAGCACCUGAUCGAGGAGAUCCUGCGAAACCAGGAGCGCGCCGAGGACCUCGCGCGCGGGGUACGUACACUCCGCGAGGGCGCGGCGGCGCGACGCAGGGGCCAGCUCCGGCCGUCUCUCCAGCUGCUGCGAGGCAUCCGGGUAUCCUUCCGCCACGUGAAGAGCUUCCUCGCCGACAGCGAACACCACCAGAACUUUCUGCGGAGCUUCGAGGCGCAACUGCUGCGUGCGUGGGGCGUCCUCUGGGUUGUCGCUGAAACCGACCCGAGAGACGCGGCGCCGUCGCCGCGCGAAGCAGGGAAAGAUGUGAAAGAGGAAAGCGAAGACGGCGAGGCGCAUGCACACUCGAGACAGAUCAAGCGCGAAGUGGAGGCCGAGUCAGACGCCGCCGACGGGCUGCCGACGCGCGUCGCUGCCGAUACACCGAGUGAAGCCAAGGAAGAAACGGAAAAGGAGAAGGCAGAGAUGGAAAAGGAAGAGAUAGAAAAGGCAGAGCGGGAGGAGGGAAAACAGUUGAAUGCGUGGGGCGGUGUUCGUGUGAUGAUGUUUCGGGUGCGUAAGGCUGCGGCUUCUCAAGACGGCAACUGGGGCAACUGCUUGGUGGAAGUUGGUGUGGACGAUUUGACGGUUGCUGAGGACAGCACGUUGCGGGAGUUUCUGGAAGAGCGUCAGAAGACUUUCCGUUUCCGCGCAGAUACAGACGAGGCACGUUUGGACGCCUCGGAGGAAUCUGCGAAUUCUCCGUGCCCGUCCCCGCCGGAGUCGCCUGGCGCCUGUCUCAACACCGAGCCUAACGCCGCGCCAGCCGAGAAACUUUCGCCGGUGCAAAGGCGUGACGGCGUCCUCGUUGUCUGGGGCCUGGACGGCUUGCAGCGAAAGCUGGUCCACGGCUUUGUUGCGUUGGUGGACGACGUGGUGUCUUGUUCGGUCCAGGUGAAGGAGGUGGGCGACGCGGGCCUCGCGCCUGGGGACGAGACUCUCGCGCACAGCAAGCGGGACGCGCAGGCGAAGAAGAAGAGCGCGCGCGGGGACGAGAAGGCGGUGAUCGUGCUGCUUCGGGGCGCCGGGGGAGCCCGAGACGCCUGCCUCUCCGGUCCGCCGCUGUUCUCUCCGGCCGCGGAGCUUCUGGCGGCGAUCGGCGUUCCCACCAAGCGCGGGCGACCAAAGGCCUAA